AUGUCUUCUCUACGUACACAAUCAAGUGGUGGCGCAGUAGUGGGCUUCGGUAGUGUUGGAUCAGAUCGUACUGGUGCAACAUCAACAGCAGGUGGUUCGCAUUCGCAUUCACACUCACACAGGAAACAUCAUCACCAUCAUCGAAGUAGAAGUGCACCGCGAACUCCAGAGAAACCGCCACGUAAGCGUCAUCUCAACACUGGUGCAAGUCUUGCCUCGAUACCCAGUCAGAUAAAGUUGUCGAUGCUCAACAGCGGUCUUAUUUCAUUCGCGGCUGAAGAACUUGGCGAUAUGGGAACUACUUUGCCGUCAGCACCAACAUCUCUUGCGCAGUAUCCAAAACUCUGUGAACUACGCCGAAAGUUUCCCGUAUUAUAUCGCGUUGAAUUUCAGAGUGCAGCUAAAGUCGAAACUCAUUUGUGCAGGCAUGCGAUGAAACCAGCUAAUAGGGAGAAAAACCAAAACCAACGCUGUAUUCCAUAUGAUUACAAUAGAGUUGUUCUGGAAACGAUAGAGGGACAACCAGACUCCGAUUAUGUCAAUGCGUCUUACGUUGACAGUUUACUGAAACCAAAUGCCUACAUUGUGACUCAGGGACCCAUAGAAACUACCGUAACUGAAUUUUGGCGAAUGGUUUGGCAAGAAAGAGCUUCAUGCAUCGUUAUGUUAACUAAAACAUUUGAUUUUAUAAAGGUCAUGUGUGUACAAUAUUGGCCAGCAAAUAAAGAGAAAAAUGAAGAAUAUGGAGGAAUAUGCGUAUCAGUAUUGAAAGAAGAAGAGUUGGCAAAUUUUCAUAUAAGAACGAUAAGAUUGUACAAAAAAAAUGAAAAAGAUGAAGUAACAGAAGAGAGGACAUUGUUGCAAUUCCACUAUACAGAAUGGCAUUCACACACGUGCCCUUUUAGUAAUGCGGUACUGGAAUUUCGCCGGCGUGUGAGGGCAGUCGUUGGGUCAACUAUCAAAAACGAGUCUGGUCCCAUGGUGGUACACUGCAACGACGGGGGUGGACGUUCCGGAGUAUAUUUAGCAAUUGACGCGAAUAUGGAACUCGCUGAAGAAGAGGACACUUUUGACGUCUUUGGAUAUCUUAAGAAACUUCGUCAGAGUAGAAGGGGACUCAUAGAAAGUUUGGACCAAUAUAAAUUUGUCUACGACACCCUCGAGGAGUUUGUUAUAUGCGGAGCCUCAUGGUUUCCAGUCUCUGAGCUUUCCCAGCGGCUGAAGCAGAAGAGUGUCAAGAAUCCAAUAACGAAGAUGAAUGAGUAUCAACGAGAGUAUCAACAGAUCUGCAAGCAAACACCACGAUUUACGAUUGGUGAUUGCGCUGGCGGACAUCGUGCAGACAACAGAGAAAAAAAUCGCGAUGUUUUGGUUGUUCCACCUGAUAAUUUUCGUCCCUAUUUAACGAGCUUUCAAGGCAAUAGUUUUACCGACUAUAUAAAUGCUGUUUUCGUGGACGGUUACACAAAACCACGUGAAUACAUAGUUACUGAAUGGCCAUUAAAACAUACAUGCGGUGAAUUUUGGUCCUUAGUAUACGACUACGAGUGUUCAGCAGUAGUAAUCCUAUGCGUACCGCCCACAACCUCAACAAACUUUCCGAGCUUUUGGCCUGAAGGCAAACACUCGAAGAAAUACGGGCCUGUCUUUACAAUAGAUCAUAUUAGCCAUAAUCACUACACCAACAUUAAAACUUGGAUAUUUAGGAUAAACAAGAAGAUUGUGUCACUUACGGAAUUGAUGGCCGGAGUUAAAGCUCCACCUAAAACAGUCCAGCUAUUUCAGCUAACGUGUUGGCCAAUGGGUCAAGCAGUUCCAACGUCAACCAACAGUCUCGUUGAACUGAUGAAUAUGGUCGAACGCUGGCGACAAAAGGGAGAUUAUGGUCCAGUGGCUGUGGUUUCGCCUGACGGUAGAAGCCGUUGCGGUGUUUAUUGCGCUGCUAAUGCCUGCAUUGAGCAAGUUAUUCAGCACGGUGAAGUUGAUAUCUUUCAAGCUGUCAAGACUGUGCGACGUCAUCGUCCUCAGCUUGUUGAAAACAUGACGGAGUACAAAUAUUGUUACGACCUGGUACUUCACUACGUGCUGCACUACCUGAAUAAAGAUAUGAAUGAAAAAAAGUGAGAAAGCGAGUUGAGGGACGAGCUGUGGUUUAUUGAGUUCGGGCGUGGAGCAGCCUUACCGUUAACGCCCGAAGAGGCGCCAACAGACGGGGAGCC
This is a messenger RNA of Microplitis demolitor, 2219 nucleotides long. It is a transcript of the gene Ptp36E, whose product is annotated as receptor-type tyrosine-protein phosphatase kappa. Gene Ontology annotation, molecular function: protein tyrosine phosphatase activity. Gene Ontology annotation, biological process: protein dephosphorylation. NCBI's taxonomy places the organism in Eukaryota, Metazoa, Arthropoda, Insecta, Hymenoptera, Braconidae. The coding region runs from base 1 to 2124 and encodes 707 amino acids. The record is from RefSeq and is a predicted model, not a curated record. The transcript is spliced from 12 exons.